AUGACAACAUCCAUUCGAACGGGUCCCAACAGACGAUCUCAAACACAGCAGAUUAUUUCCUUCAUCGACCGACCGACCGAUCGACCGACCGACCGACGGACAGACACACGCAUACAUACAUACAGACAGACAGACGCGACUACGUCAAAGAAGGGCGAAAGAGAGAGAGAAG
Molecule: messenger RNA, 172 nt
Organism: Loa loa (African eye worm)
Lineage: Eukaryota; Metazoa; Nematoda; Chromadorea; Rhabditida; Onchocercidae
Exons: 1
Source: RefSeq, a predicted model, not a curated record